This is a messenger RNA of Pongo pygmaeus (Bornean orangutan), 2204 nucleotides long. It is a transcript of the gene TPTE2, whose product is annotated as transmembrane phosphoinositide 3-phosphatase and tensin homolog 2. The record is from RefSeq and is a predicted model, not a curated record. Lineage: Eukaryota; Metazoa; Chordata; Mammalia; Primates; Hominidae. Gene Ontology annotation, cellular component: membrane; cytosol. Gene Ontology annotation, biological process: transmembrane transport; dephosphorylation; monoatomic ion transport. Gene Ontology annotation, molecular function: monoatomic ion channel activity; phosphatidylinositol-3,4,5-trisphosphate 3-phosphatase activity.
GAGGGCAGCCGCGUGUCAGAGUUGAAGUCGGUGAAGACAUUCAUGAUUUAAACACCAGAUCCUGAAAGGCAUUAAAUCUACUUUGAAAUGAAUCUGCAAUCAGUAUUUCAAAGCUUUUCUGACACAUCACCUUCACUUUGGGAUGUGGAAUUUGCUAAGCAGUUAGCCACAGUCAACGAACAACCCCUUCAGAAUGGGUUUGAAGAGCUGAUCCCGUGGACAAAGAGGGGAAACUGUGGGAGUCCCCAGUUAACAAUGAAGCAGGUCUGGAUGCUAGGAAGUCCAAGAUGAAGGCACUGGCAGGUUCAUUUAUCUGUCCACCCACAAAUGAAUUAUCCGGAGUGAACCCAGAGGCACGUAUGAAUGAAAGUCCCAAUCCGAAUGCCCUGGCGGGAGUCAUCAUUGAGCGCGGCCCCAAUGAUAGUCCACAGACAAAUGAAUUUAAAGGAGCAACCGAGGAGGCACCUGCGAAAGAAAAUCCCCAUCCAAAUGAGCUGACAGCAGACAUCAUUGAUGGAGGCAUCAAGGACAUUCCACAGACAAAUGAAUUUAAAGGAGCAACCGAGGAGGCACCUGCGAAAGAAAGCUCACAAACAAGUGAAUUUAAAGGAGCAGCCCUGGUGUCACCUAUCAGUAAAAGUAUGUUAGAACGACUUUCCAAGUUUGAAGUUGAAGAUGCUGAAAAUGUUGCUUCAUAUGACAGCAAGAUUAAGAAAAUUGUGCGUUCAAUUGUAUCAUCCUUUGCAUUUGGAAUAUUUGGAGUUUUCCUGGUCUUACUGGAUGUCACUCUCCUCCUUGCCGACCUAAUUUUCACUGACAGCAAACUUUAUAUUCCUUUGGAUUAUCGUUCUAUUUCUCUAGCUAUUGCCUUAUUUUUUCUCAUGGAUGUUCUUCUUCGAGUAUUUGUAGAAGGGAGACAGCAGUAUUUUUCUGACUUAUUUAACAUUUUAGAUACUGCCAUUAUUGUGAUUCCUCUGCUGGUUGAUGUUGUUUACAUUUUUUUUGACAUUAAGUUGCUUAGGAAUAUUCCCAGAUGGACACAUUUAGUUCGACUUCUACGACUUAUUAUUCUGAUAAGAAUUUUUCAUCUGGUUCAUCAAAAAAGACAACUUGAAAAGCUGAUGAGAAGGCUGGUUUCAGAAAACAAAAGGCGAUACACAAGGGAUGGAUUUGACCUAGACCUCACUUACAUUACAGAACGUAUUAUUGCUAUGUCAUUUCCAUCUUCUGGAAGUCAGUCUUUCUAUAGAAAUCCAAUCGAGGAAGUUGCGCGGUUUCUAGAUAAGAAACAUCCAAACCACUAUCGAGUCUACAAUCUAUGCAGUGAAAGAGCUUAUGAUCCUAAGUACUUCCAUAAUAGGGUCAGUAGAAUCAUGAUUGAUGAUCAUAAUGUCCCCACUCUACAUGAGAUGGUGGUUUUCACCAAGGAAGUAAAUGAGUGGAUGGCUCAAGAUCUUGAAAACAUCAUAGCGAUUCACUGUAAAGGAGGCAAAGGAAGAACCGGAACUAUGGUUUGUGCCCUCCUUAUUGCCUUCGAAAUAUUUUUAACCGCAGAGGAAAGCCUGUAUUAUUUUGGAGAAAGGCGAACAGAUAAAACCCACAGCAAUAAAUUUCAGGGAGUAGAAACUCCUUCUCAGAAUAGAUAUGUUGGAUAUUUUGCACAAGUGAAACAUCUCUACAACUGGAAUCUCCCUCCAAGACAGAUACUGUUUAUAAAAAGAUUCAUUAUUUAUUCGAUUCGUGGUGAUGUAUGUGAUCUAGAAGUCCAAAUAGUAAUGGAGAAAAAGGUUGUCUUUUCCAGUACUUCAUUAGGAAAUUGUUCGAUAUUGCAUGACAUUGAAACAGACAAAGUAUUAAUUGAUGUAUUCGACGGUCCACUUCUGUAUGAUGAUGUGAAAGUACAGUUUUUCUCUUCGAAUCUUCCUAAAUACUAUGACAAUUGUCCAUUUUUCUUCUGGUUCAACACAUCUUUUAUUCAAAAUAACAGGCUUUAUCUACCAAGAAAUGAAUUGGAUAAUCCACAUAAACAAAAGGCAUGGAAAAUUUAUCCAUCAGAAUUUGCCGUGGAGAUACUUUUUGGCGAAAUGACUUCCAAUGACAUUGUAGCUGGAUCUGAUUAAGUAUAGCUCCCCCUUCCCCUUCUGGGAGAGAAUUAUGUUCUUUCCAACCCUGCCACAUGUUCAUAUGUCCUAAGUCUUCCUUGA